GUUUAAUGUUAGUCAGUGUCAUGCUGCCACUGACAAGUCGAUAGUUGAGUGGAGCCGCUUCUGGGCGUAGUUGAAAACGCGCGCGCGCACGCUGAGCGUUGCAGCAGUCGUCGCAGCCUCGAAUGUGUGUCGACGAACAUUUUCUUUUUCGUUGUAAUCGAAGGAAACGCGCGUCCAUUCGACGAGACCGAGGAAAGUGUGACAAACUUGCGCGAUUCGAGGAUGCCUGAGGAAGCCGCCGCCGCCGCCGCCACCACCGCCGCGCCCAGCCUCUCUUCGAGAUUGCAGAAGCAUCUCAAGGAGGCGCCGUUUUUCUGCAAAAUUAUCGAACUGGUACUGUGCGUCGUGGCAACGGGAUUGGUGGCAGGGCCGUUCCAGCAGAAUCAGAUGCGGCCGACUGACAUACACCACAUAGCGAUAUUUCACGUGGCAGUGUGCGGUUACAUUCUCAUAAACGCGAUUCUCAUUAUGAGCCAUUUAAUGGGCGAGCGAUUGCCGAAGAAGACGUCUCUGAUGUUCACGACGAUGGGAGCAAUUUUAUGCUGCACCGCCGGCCUCAUUCUGAUUCGCGACUGGGAUAAUUUCUCGACUAAUUUGAUUCACGCGUAUCUGGAGGAGUACAGCGACCAGACGGUGGCGGCCGGCUGCUUCGCGAUCUUGGCGGCCCUGGUGUUCGCCGUGGACACGUACUUCACCAACAAGUACGACUGAUCAUCACCGACGGUGCCGAUGUUCGCAGGAGUACAGUGCGAAAUCGACCGCUUUGUACGUUCAGCUCGACAAAUGAGAAUGCUAAUAUUAUAACGCCAAGUAUUAUAAUAUCCCCAAAGUUCCGCCGGAUCGGUGUUAAUAAAGAGAAACUUCUAUUCCAGUC
Molecule: messenger RNA, 874 nt
Organism: Harpegnathos saltator (Jerdon's jumping ant)
Lineage: Eukaryota; Metazoa; Arthropoda; Insecta; Hymenoptera; Formicidae
Exons: 3
Coding region: 223-711 (162 amino acids)
Biological process (GO): septate junction assembly
Cellular component (GO): plasma membrane
Source: RefSeq, a predicted model, not a curated record